Funneliformis geosporum is the source of this 1743-nucleotide messenger RNA. Lineage: Eukaryota; Fungi; Glomeromycota; Glomeromycetes; Glomerales; Glomeraceae. The record is from the annotation of a GenBank genome assembly.
AUGAUUGAUGGUGACGGAACAUGUAUUUUACCACCAUGGAAACCAAUUACACAAGAACAAUAUCCAAUCGAUGUCAUUCCGGGAAGGACAAUUGCAAAAAUCAUACACGGUCCUUUGAACGGAAAACAAAAGAUUGAUGUAGAAUGUGAUUCGGUUUAUCAAUAUCAUUUUCCAAGUAUGAGAAGUGGAAAAAAAUUUUUAGAUUGGGAUCAAAAGAAAGAUGGUCUUUUAAAAUUUGAAGAAGAAUAUAUUAUGAUUAAAUGUGGAACCAUAUCAAAUUUUUUAACUCGAGAACCAUUUAAAUCGGAUGAUAAUAAAUCUCGAUCAUUUAAUUUACCCUUUAAGAGUGUUCUCAAAGGUCAAAAACCAUUGGUUAAUGAUGUAGUACUAAUCUUACUUGACGCGGUGUCCAGAGAACAUUUUAAUGAGGAAUUUCCAAGAACUUUAGAGUUUUUGAAAGAUAUGUCAAAUCGAACCAAAGGAACUCAUAAAUCACAUUCUUUCAAUCGAUACAACGUACUUGGACAAAAUUCACCACCGAAUAAAGCAUUUAUUUAUUCCGGUCAAUCAAAAGAUUAUCUUUGGUCAAAUGGUAACAAAGCUAAAGCUACUUGGCUUUGGGAUGUUUACGAAAGUCAAGGAUUUGUCACAAUGCAUACAGAUGGAGAAUGUGGUGGUUGGUGGGCAUUUCCUUAUCGAGGAUAUGCUGAUGGUGCCAUUACUUCUUAUUAUAAAGCGACAAGAGAAGAUAAAUUGCCAGCAAAUCAUCAAUUUCCACAUGUAUCAAUUUGCGAAAAUUAUGCGUUUUAUCAUGAUGGGGAAUUUGGAAGAACAUGCAAAUUAACCAAUGGACAAGAUGAAAAUGGGGAACGCCAUAAAAGAUUGGCCACUAUAACUUUAAUGGAUACACAUAAUGCUGAUCUUAAUUUAAUUGGUUUGGAUAAAUCUAUGGUAAAUUUGUUAACAAAAUUAUUAAUCGGUAAAGGAAAUCAACAACCAUUAUUGGAUGAAAAUAGUAUUGUUAUAGUAUUAUCAGAUCAUGGCAUUCAUUAUGGAUUUGAGUACGCAUCAUAUGAAGGAUAUUUACAUCAUAAACAACCUUUAUUACACAUGGUUCUUCCAAAAGAUAUUUCAACGGUUUAUAAUGAAAACAUGGAAGCAAAUCAAAAUGUUUUAACGACACAUGCAGACCUUCACAUGACUUUGCUUACAUGGCUUUCGGAAAAAGUUCAAAUGAUUCAAAUCAAAACAUGUUCUAAACUUGGAAUUCCAACAGAAUACUGUCCCUGUGUUAAAUAUACCGAAUUAGAAAAUACAAAAGAGAAAGAUGAAAAAAUUAUCAACCGUUUGAUUGAAUUCGCCGUUUCCUUUAUGAAUGAUAAAAUAAAAGAAUUUGGAGUUGGAAAGAUAUGUAAUAAAUUCGAUUAUGAUAUAUCCAAAGCCAUAAAUGGAUCGGUUGAAUCAACUUUUACAUACGGGGACUUAGAAUAUUACUCUGGAUAUUAUUUACCUUCAACAUCACUAAAUUCAAGAAUAUAUGCAGUUACGGUGAAUGUAAAAUCUUACACAGCGAAACUUAAAUUUUCUUCAACAUUUAUUAAUAUUGUAAAUAAAAAUACGAAUGAUCUUUCUGUAACUCAAAUAACUGCUUAUAAAGAGGAAUGGGAAGGAAUUUGUAGAAAUAAAAUUUAUAAAAAUAUUAAAAAUGAAAAACAAGGCCAAGAAAGUGAAGCAUAUAUCUAA